UGGGUCACUCCUUAAAUUUACAUAUUAUAUUUAUUAGUUCUUGGUUUAAUUUACUUGCUUAUAUCCAGAAUAUGAGUUGAAAUGUUUUAUUUGCUACUUGACUAUUUCCGUUCUUAUUAACGCCCAUCUAUUUAGCAAUAGAGAUGGUUAAUCAUAAUAAUUUCCCAUUCGGUACUAGUGUAUCAACUGUGUAUGUGGAUACAAUCGCAAAAUCACAAGAAGAUGUAAAUUUGCAUAAAAAAUAUCAAAACAACACGAAAAAUCCAGUAUUUUAUGAAACUAUAACAUUUGAUAAUGUUCCAAUAUCAUUUUUUGGCAUAAUAAUUUUGCCUCCUGGUGAAAAUAUUAGCCUUUUGGAUGGAGGAAGGAAGAAGCAGUUCAUAUCAGAAUCUUUGUUUGAUACGAACACAUCUAAUAUUAAGGUUUUUGUGCAAACUUUGGACAAAAAUGAGAUUUUUGUGUACAAACAACUGUCAAUUCUGGAUUAUACUGAAUUAGGAAUGCUAUUCGUUUACGAUGGUUCUAAAGGUUUAACUACAGAAAUAUUUACCAAUAAAAUACUUAUAAUAGGAUCGUUUAGAUCAAUCUCAUAUUUGAUUUUGAAACGUGGUAAUUCGGAACCGUAUGGACUGAGAUUAAGUCGAUCAGUUCCUCUUUUAUCUUACGUUGGACAUAAAGCUCUUGAUUUGGUAGACGCUGAUAAAAUUAAAAUUACAGAUAUUGAUUUAGAACGAAGAUAUGAUUCUUCCUUCUGUUAUGGGUUCAGAGAGUUAUUAAAUUUAGAGGAUGGAAUCCCAAAAUCUCUAUGGAAAACAAAAUUAAAUUUAACUAGUUCUAUAUUAAUGCAGAAUCAAAUUAGAAGUCUUGAACCAGAAAAAUUGAAUGAUACCUUAUUGUUAUUUUCUCAAAAUAAGGAUGAUUUUGGGGAUAAGGAUGAAAUCAUUUUUUCCUUGUAUAGUUAUUUUGAUUAUACAAAUUUACACUUUGUUACUACGUUAGAACGUACUACUCUAGAAUGUGUUGUGGAACUGUGUAUUUCUAACAUCACUUAUACGUUUGAUGAUCACUAUUACAAACUAUUGGAUAUUUUGAGUUAUGAUUCAAAACUCGCACUCGCUAUACUUCAAAAUAAAAAUUUUGUGGAUUCCAUAUUUCUUCAUCUUUCUUUCAAAGAUAAUACUAUAUUAAAUUCAAGAGAAGCCAUUCUUUCUCUUAUUUCAAGGUUGAUUUCACAUAGUUAUGCCAUGAAAUAUUUCUUAUCUUCAAAAUCAGACAGGGGUUCUUCGUUGUAUAACAUGCUUUUGAAGAACGUUUACAAUCAUCCACAAUAUUCAAUUGACAGUUUGUUUGUGACUUUAAAGGAAAUAAGUGAUAAAGUUGCACUUUACUCAGCCUUACAUAAAACAGAAAUGAUUUUUAACGAAUCCAACGAAAAAACAACAGAUGGACAUUCAGAUUAUUGUCAUUUGGAAAGUUUAUCUGCUUCAAUAAACGAAUCUAUAGAUCUUAUGAUGAAUACGUAUACCCGUGAUGAUAUAAAGGCUUUGGUUGAAAAUGAUAGGAACUCAAAGUAUUAUAUAAUUUCAUACAUUAAGGACAAAAAUUUUCUAGCGAUUAUUUCUCACAUGUGUGCAAAAUUAUCUGACAAAUUAUCCGAUUUUCCCGUGUUGAUUAUUGAUAUUUGUCAGAUAACACGUAAGCCGUUAGUUUUUAUGCAAAAAUUUGUGGAUAUUUUCGAUUUUUCGGGCCUAAUACUCCCUCUUUAUAAAGUAGCAGAAAUGAUCCUUCUAACUUGUGAAAAUGUUGGAUUGGUAAUUAGAAAAGGUUUCCCCUACCAUUCGGAUUUUGUAUAUGAUUUUGGACAUUCCGUCAAAAAAGAUGUAUAUGAAUUGUUGCUAUAUACGAGAAUUUUAAGAAUCUUUUCGUGUAUUUAUAGUGAAAAAUCUAUAAAUGGUAGUAUAGAGGUCCUAAAUACACUCUGUAACAAAACGCAUAAUUGUUAUAAGAUUUUAACAGAUAUUUUAAAUGAAAAGAUUUCAGACUCUAUUUUUGAUAUACUAAAUUCAACCAUUAGUGGCAUUAAAGUCUAUUCUGAUACCGGAUUUUACUAUUCACAAUUAUUGUUAUAUAUACUUGGUGAAGCUAUUUCCAAAGACGAUACAGGUAAACUCGUUUAUGGUAUAGGUAAAAAUCUUAUUUCCACAACAGAGUUAUUCUUGGCUCUUCCUUUUAUUGAAUCAAAUGAACUUCAUAGAAUGGAAUUGAAAGGAAUAAAGUAUACAUUUUAUUUACUAAGGAACGUUUUUGGAAAUUUGCCUGAUCCACAACAUGAUGCUAAAUUAGAUGUUCCAAUUAUUGAAAGUGUAGACGUUUUUCUUAGGGCAGCAAUUAAUUCUUCGUCUUUUAUUUUUCACCCUAAACAUAUAAAGAGAACACUUGAAUAUUUAACGGUGAUUAGCAACAAACCUAUGAUAAAGGAUAAAUCAUCAGGUUCUUUUUCUAGAAAAGAGUCUGCAACUAUAAGCGAAUCAUGUAUUUCUGAUAAACUAAGGGCACAUUCUAUUAGUAGAGACCUGCAUGUCAAUUUGAUAGACAUCGACUGGGAUGAUCCUUAUAUAGCCAAUAAACGCAGGAAAGUUAAUAUACCAGAUGAUAAAUACAAUUACUACCUAAAUUUAGACAUAUUUCCGGUACCACCUGCACCUAUACCCACAGAAAUAAAACAAACAUUGGUUUUAUUACUACAUCUUAGUUCAAAAAGGCAAUAUAAUGAACUAUUCAGGAAGUUUUUGUUGAAUAGUAAACAAAUGGACACUAUGCUGGAGAUAUGGACACAUUUAAUAUCUUCAAUUAUUCCAAGUCUUUCUACAUUAGCUAAUGCAGAAAUGGAUGUAUUAUCUUCACUAAUCGGAUAUGAAUGGUUCACUAUUGUAGAUUCUACCUUUUCGACAUUGAAAACGAUUCUAGUUUUAGUUUAUAGGUCAUUGCGCCACUUAUCUUCUGAGGACACCUACACACCAGAUGAUACAAAUAAAGUAAUCGGAUUAGAUAUGCACUAUAUAAAUGAUGAUUUAUUAAACCUUAUGGUUUUAACUUCAUCUCAGUUAAACUUUACCAAGAUAUGGUAUCACAAAAGUAUUUACAAAGAUUGUAUAUCUUGGCUCUCAAAGUUGAUGUUCUAUUGGUUCAAAAGAUUUAAGUCAUCACGGGGUUAUCUAAUCAACCAUUUGAUGAGAGCUUAUGUAACCAUACCAAAAAUGACUGAAGCUGUUUCUUUGCUACUUAUUUCGUGUAAUCCUACAGCUAUGGCAACUUUGUCAUUUUCCAUAAAAGCACUUUCAGAUUCAGAGGAUAGUGAUGAUAAAUCAAUAAUUAUUGAUUUUGAAAAUAACAAUUAUGUUGUUUCGCGUACAAAUAACCUGGAUAGUAACAAAAAUAAUCCGGAGAUAAAUGUAAACACUACAUUAUUUGGUUUGAGUGAUAAGCUUAAAAAUAUUGAUUUUGAACUAUUCUUAGAAUUUAUAACGACUUUGAUAUCUAGAUCUUACACGAUUAGUCCUGUGUCAUUAGUACUAAAUUCCCAGCUCUCUUAUAUAAUGGUUGCAAAUUCCUUACCAAUUGUGGUCUUGUUAAAAAUCGUCUCCGAAAAAUUGAUUGAUGCAUGUAUAGAGAAUUCUGAUGAAGGUUCUACUGAUAAGGCACUUAAUCUAGUGAUGUUUUAUUCAAACCUUCUGCAUAUUUGCAACUCAAGUGGUAAGGUAAAAAAUCUAUCCUUAUUUAAUUUGGUUACUGGAGCCCUGGUAUUCUUGAACAAAUUUACUAAAUCUGCCAAAGAAAUUACUAUUAUUGGCUAUGCUCUAAUAUAUGAGUGCUAUUUAGCAGUGUUUUGUUCUAAUAAUAAACUGUGGAAUAACGAUAUCAUAUUAACGGUGACUCCUUCUGAAUUACAUGAUUAUAUCGUAGAAAUUAACAGCGGGGUCGAAUGGAUUUUCUCUACGUUGAAUAAAUGUAAAAUAGAUUUUUACACUGAGGAUUCAGACAAUAAACACGAAAUGUUAACAUUGGAUAUUGUCCUAUUGGGACUUCAAGCUAUAUAUUCUGCAUUCGAAAUACCUUUCACGACUCUAAACAUUCUAUAUAACAUAUCAAGAACAAAUUUAGAAUUGGUUUUAAGAGUACUAAAAAAACGAUCUGAAUCGGAAACCAUAAAAGUAAAUGUGUCAAAUUCGCUGGAAUUGCAUAAUAUUAUUAAUCAGAUAUCAGAAUCCAUCAAAAACGAAAUAUGUACGCAAGAUAAUGAGGCUAUGACAAGGAAAAUGUUUAUUGAACUGUUAAUUCUGGAAAGAAUUUAUGAGAUUUGCAAUCUUAUACAUGUAACUGGAAAAUAUCAAGAUUAUUUUGUUUUGGUUUGUCUUCAGGGUUCUCCAGAUGAUGGAAGUACUACUAUAGAUAAAAAAACGGAUGUAAAAAUAUCGCAAAAUGAGAAUAUCUCCACAAAAUCCAAAUUACACUCCAAAAAAAAGACAACAGAUAGAGUUUUUUCAAAAAUUCAAGGUGCUCUAGAAAAACGCUUGGAAGAGUUAAAAUCAAAUGGUAAUGAUAAGAAACAUAUUAUCGCAAACAUAUUGCUCAUUAUUGAUUGUUACGAAAAAUUAUCGAUAGAAAUUGCAAAGGAUGCUCUUGAUUUGGGUAUUCCAAAAUAUAUCCCUGGAUAUCUAUUUUCCAAGAAAGCCACACAGGAAAAUAUAACAAAGUUGUUCGUACCGUUGGAACCAUAUUCAACUGAAAACUUGAUAAAGAAGAUAUGUCAUUAUGCUGAUUGGGAUCAUUGGGUUAACACAAUCCAUCUAGAUGCUAAAACCAUUGAUUUAAGCAAAGAUGAUGACUGGUACACAAAACCUCUAACAUAUGACGGUAGGAUUGAAGUGAAAACUAUUGAUGUUAUAUUAAAGGGAUUGACAGACUAUAAAAAAACACUUUUAACAAGGAAGGGAGGUGAUGAAAUUAUGCGUGAAAGUCACGAUCGUCUUCCUUCUCAACCUGAUAACCUUACUAGUACGGACACAUAUAGUCAAUAUAAAACAAGUACGUCCAAAGUACAUAGCGUUACAGCUUCGGAAUGGAAGGCAUUUGACAAUGAGCUAUUUCUCGGUGGACUCAGUUUGAUAUCUAUCAUAGAUAACCCAUCUAUUUUGUUGGAGAAUAAUAACAAAAAUUCAUUCAUAAACGCAGUAGUUAAGCAUAAGUCAAUUUUCAACCACUUGGUUCUCUCCGGAUAUGAUUUCUAG
Theileria equi strain WA is the source of this 5288-nucleotide messenger RNA. RefSeq lists its product as hypothetical. The transcript has a single exon. The record is from RefSeq and is a predicted model, not a curated record. NCBI's taxonomy places the organism in Eukaryota, Apicomplexa, Aconoidasida, Piroplasmida, Theileriidae. Bases 144 to 5288 code for a protein of 1714 amino acids.